Messenger RNA from Menidia menidia (Atlantic silverside), 2115 nucleotides. NCBI's taxonomy places the organism in Eukaryota, Metazoa, Chordata, Actinopteri, Atheriniformes, Atherinopsidae. The record is from the annotation of a GenBank genome assembly.
UUGGGUUACCGGUGAAGAUACUUCAUUUCUAACUUGAGCUAAGAUUUUUUUAAAUAAAUUUGGGCUUGGUCAAAUAGUUUUUAGCUAAUGCGUUAGCCUCCUAAGCUAACUUCAAGUCAGUAGCCCUUGUUAUGGAGCGAGAACAAACGGACCUCCUGCGUCAUAGCCCGCGUUUCUGGCUUUAUAAUCACCAGACCGUUAACUGUGAUCAGAGUGCCACUAACCAUCUCCUUAAAUAGCUUUAUGGCAAAAAGGUAUUCAUGAUUAACCUUUUACAGGUCGAUUAUUUUUAAACAGAAGGCCAUGCCACGUGCAUAGACACUCAUUAGUUUCCAUGGAGCUUAGAAAUGUUUUCUUUCGAAACUCUUUUUAAUUUGAUAUUUUUCUAAAAGCAAAAAGGUCGUCCUGUAGUUUCAAUUAACAUUACAGCUAUUCCAUAUUCUGGCGUCUAAAUGGAAUUCGGAUGAGAUGUUGAAUAUAAAGUAUCAUAAACCUUUGCUUUUAAAGUGUGUAGCAUCUGACUAAAGAAAGCGUCAUUUCAGAGGCUGUGUGGACGUUAUGAAACACCUGUGAAAUAUGAGGAGGGAGAUCGCAGCGGUGGUAUUCUUCUUGAAGAGGCUUGUGAAGAAAGGAGAGAGGAUGGAUUCGCACAAGACUGAGCUGUUUGUGGAGAGGCUGGCCGUGGCACUACAGGAGAAGUUUAAGGGGCACUGGUACCCCGAGAACCCCAGCAAGGGGCAGGCGUACAGGUGCAUCCGAGUGAACAGAUUCUAUGGGCAGGAUCCGGAGCUCCUUCGGGCCUGCCGGGAAAGCGGGGUACAGUAUGGUGACCUGCGACUGCCUCGGGAGCUCACAUUGUGGGUGGACCCUGGAGAGGUUUGCUGCAGGUAUGGAGAGCAAAAUCCCUGCUUCUCAGUUGCCACCUUCUCAAGUGACGACGAGGAUGACAAAGAAGUUGCAAAGAAAGUUACCAGUGCGCUGGAGAGGGUGACCUCCGACUACCACUCAGGAUCUUCCUCUGAUGAGGAAAGCACACGUUCUUCCCCCCUUACCGUCCCUUACAGCCGCUGGAGCCACCAGCAAAUGAAUCCAGCCGCUCCUUUGUGGCAUCCGAAAAAGCUGGUACCAGGCAAAGGUCUCCUCCAGCAACCCCACUACGGCUACAAGCCUCGCAGCAGAGCCCCCCACCCCUCCAGGCAUAACCUUUGGAUCCCUCCUGUCUAUAAGGGAAGACCCAACUACUGGGAAACAAACCAGAAUCUGGCACACUGUUACAGUUAGGCAAUACGGUGCUUUUUCUUCACUGGACUGACCUAUUUCUUUUCUUUUUUUAAUUGAAUUUUUAUAACUUAAAUGUUGUAUUUGACAGACUUUUUUGCACUUUAGAGAUUUUUGUUAGUUUGAAAAAAUCACUCGUAUGAAUUUAGUUAUUGAAAUACUACACUUGUAAUCUUGAUGUACUGUACUUUUUACUACAGGAGAGAUUAGUCUACACCACUUGAUGUUCUUUGUGAUCAAAUGUUUUAUUUAUACAGCAUAGAAUUGACAGAGAUAUAGGCUAAAAGUUAAGGAGUGUUUUUGAACAAUGCAUAGCCUUCCAGUUCAUCCUGUGGCUGUCUCCUUAGUAUUGAAGAUGGCCUGUAUUUAUUACUUGUGUUUUUAUUUUGUAGUGUUGGGGGGGGGGGGGGGGGGGUUUGUGCAUCAAAAUUAAAUUAAUAUUAGAAAUUCAUUAUUGUUACCUCAGAGGUGGACUAUUAUGCUUAACAAAAUUUGUAUCUAAUUAAAUUAUUUUACUCUCCCGAAGUGCAUUGGUUUUUAUAGUUCUCUUGAUAAAGUUUAGAUGUUUAGUUUUUAAACUUUGGCGAGCACUUGUCUUUGUACAUUUAAUACAAAAUGGCUAAUAGAAGCUUGCACAUUUUUCAAAGUUCCGUUUCAAUGUGUCAAAGUGAUUUGUUUAGAUAUUAUAACCAUGUAUAUUUAAAGCUAAAUUACAUAAUUAUAGAAUAGAAUACUUGAUUGAUCCAACUGUGGGUAAAUUUACACAUUACAGCAGAAAAAAGUGGGGAAAAACACAGUGGAGGAAUAAAUAAAGGUUAUUUACAAUGCAACAAAAUA